CUCUGUUGUGAUACCCUGUUCUUUCACCACCAGUUAUUACUUUACACCCCAACAUCUAGUUUGGUACAAAUAUGAACCAUCCAAACCAAACUGUGGUGAUUCAGACAUCAUAUUCCACACUAACAAGAACAACAACAAAACUCAGUCUGGGUUCAAAGGACGAGUGUCACUGUUGGAGCCUGAUGUGAGUCGGAGGAACUGCAGCAUCAUCGUCAAUGACCUCACUGAGUCAGACUCUGGAUCAUAUCAGCUCAGAGUUAAUGGUUUACUGUAUUGGAAUACAGAUGGAUUUACAUUCUCUCCAAGAACAACUGUCUCUGUUAAAGAUCUGACCCAGAAGCCCACAGUGAUGAUUCCUCCUCUGACAGAGGGACAGCAGAGCACACUGAGCUGCAUUGCUCCUGGUCUCUGCUCUGGAUCUGUUCCUGAAAUCAGCUGGACGUGGAGAGGAGCAGGAGAGAAGGACUCUCACAUCACAGGAAACAUCACUGCUUUCAGGACUGAGAAUCUGACUGCUGUCACUCAGAGACACAGCUCAACCCUGACCUUUAACUCUUCAGCUGAACACCACGGCACCAAUGUCAGCUGUAAGGUCAGCUUCACCAACAACAUCACUACAGAGGAGACUGUCACUCUGAAUGUGGCCUAUGUAAAGGAAGUUACAGUCACUGGGAAGACAAGUGUGAAGGAGGGUGAGACUCUGAUUCCGAGCUGCAGUGUUGAAAGUUUCCCUCCAUCUCUCAUCAAGUGGUAUACAUCUUCUGACAGAAACAUGCAAAACGGAACAGAAACAAAUCUGCAAAAACGACAUUUUAACUGACCUGCAGAAAGAAACUGAGACCUUCCUGCAGGAAAACAAUAAAAUGGAGACUUUGGUCAUCUCUAACAUGACAACUACAAAUUCUGGAACGUACUUCUGCAUUGCAAAUCAUCUGAACAACA
This is a messenger RNA of Perca flavescens (yellow perch), 942 nucleotides long. Its product is annotated as sialic acid-binding Ig-like lectin 14. Gene Ontology annotation, molecular function: sialic acid binding. The coding region runs from base 350 to 820 and encodes 156 amino acids. Gene Ontology annotation, biological process: cell adhesion. The transcript has 3 exons. Gene Ontology annotation, cellular component: plasma membrane. The record is from RefSeq and is a predicted model, not a curated record. NCBI's taxonomy places the organism in Eukaryota, Metazoa, Chordata, Actinopteri, Perciformes, Percidae.